Molecule: messenger RNA, 11716 nt
Organism: Toxoplasma gondii ME49
Lineage: Eukaryota; Apicomplexa; Conoidasida; Eucoccidiorida; Sarcocystidae
Product: transporter, small conductance mechanosensitive ion channel (MscS) family protein
Exons: 18
Coding region: 669-10871 (3400 amino acids)
Biological process (GO): transmembrane transport; monoatomic anion transport
Cellular component (GO): plasma membrane
Molecular function (GO): mechanosensitive monoatomic ion channel activity
Source: RefSeq, a predicted model, not a curated record
UCUUGCACCCUUUCUUUUCGUGUUUCCAGGCUUGCGCGCUGCUGGUUUCUGGGCUUGCGACAGCGAACAUCAACCUUCCCGGUUGCUCGGAAAAAUGUUUCGUCGACUGACUUUUUGUCUGCACAAGUCAUGUUGUGUCUCACUGUUGUCCCAGGAGGUGGGGUCGACGUCGCUUUGAAACACUAGUGUUGCCUGUGGCUCUGCGCGAUUUCUGUAUCUCCUAAACUUUUUGCUCGCUGUUUCUCCGCUUGCCUCAGCUUGGACACACACGGGUGGCCCAGCGAAUGUCGGAGUCGUCCCGCCGCUGCCAGCCAGUUGGCACGGAAUUGAAGCAAGUUUUUUAUUCAUUGUGUGGUUCGUUUUCACGAGGUUUGCCCCUCUCUCCUUGCCUUAACCCUAGUCGUUUGUUUUGUCAGGGCGGUUAUGAUAUGCUGGUGAUGGGAGGGGGGCGUGUUAUGGUGUCCUUUUUUUCCUUUGCCGCAUUUCCUGUCAAUUCUGAUCCGCGGGAGGUCGCGGGAGUUCACACCGUUCAUCGACGGGCGGAUGCGCUCUGGCAGAAGCUCUUUCCAUGUGCUUUUUGCUAGGCACAUGGCUUUGCACUUGACGGAAGCAAUUCUGCCGUUGCAGCGACUAGCUCCUCCCACUCAGUGCCACUAUAUCUUAUUGAGAUGUUGCGCUACGAGUCUGCCUUUUUUGAGGUUCCCUCGCGGGGUCUUGGGGCGUGUUCUUUACCGCCAGAGUCUGCUGUUGCUGUUUCGAACGCGUUUUCUCCGGGCUACGUACGCGCGGGAGUGGACAAUGUCAAGUCUCGGGAUGGCAAGCAGAAAAACCACGACUUCAAAGCGGAUUCUCCCGACCAUCGUCACUGUGUCGGGCCAUCGCGGCAACCUUGUGCCACUCCAGCACUAUUUCUGUCGCAAGGAAAAUACCCUGGACUUCCUCCCGGCUUCCACCACACAGGAGUGUCAGGGGACGAUGAAACGGAUCCCCAUCUUCAUGCUUCUUUCUUCCAGUCCUACUGCGGAGAAAAGGCCCUGUGCCAGACAGACAUCCACCGUUGUUCCUCUUGGCAAAGUCCAAGCCGGGGUGCAGAGCAGUUGAUGGGCCGAACGGCGGGAACAGACUUGGUCAGUGGCCGCAGCGACUGUCGAUUCGCUUCUUCGCCGGUUCCCCCUGGGGCGUAUUUCCGGGGCAUUCGGACUUCGCAAGGCACACAGCGUGACUCCGGAUUCGCUCUGGAGGCGAGAGCCCGGACACAGCAGCUGGUCCAGAACGGCUCCGGUCUUGUAGAGCGAAGUCAGUGUCGGCGUACAUCGCACUGUGCGUCGCCUCCGUUCUCGUCUGCCCAUGACGACGCCGGUUUAUCUGCGAAAAAUUCGAGAAAUCUCGACGCAGGCAUUUCGAAGGUUACGUGUGUUUGCACGGAGCCUCAUGGGACCGGCUCGUCGCGUUCCCGACCUUACGGCGCCUCUGCUUCGUUGCACUCCAGGCAGCUGUAUACGGAGGGAAUGGCCGCUUCUGUCCACCCGUUUUCUUCUUAUCGGAGUCUCCCUUCAGCCGCCCACAAAACGCUGCGAACUUCUGGGUUGGAUCCUCGGUUGCAGGGGCAUCAUCGCGUUUCACCUAUUGAGACCCGAGGCUCAUGCUUCGCGUCUGUCAAAGCCAUGCUGGCGUCUGUUUUUGCGUGCGUUUGGUUGUGCGUCUCGAUUGUGCGCGCCGGCCUCGCGGUCUACCUUCGCGGCGUGCUUGACUGCUUGUCUGUUCACCGGUUUCUCGUGUACUGUUUCCGAAGUCCCGUGAUUUGCCAGAAGUCGAUCUCGUGUCUCCUGCUGAAUGGCGGUCUCUUCCUGGGUCUGAUUCAGUUCUUCACGCACAUUUUGAUGCCGGUCAUCGCCGCGGUGUCGUCGUUUCUGAUUUGUUUCAUCGCCACGCUCGUCUCUCUGUUUUCUACGUACACCGCGGCCGAGAAACAGGGCUCUUCUCCCCUGCCUCCGACUCUCGCCGCUUCGGCGCAAGCUGCAGAUGUCCCCCCGGCCUUGCCGCUCCUCUCUCUCGACGUUUUCUCGCCUUUUGCCGUUGCUUUGGUCUAUUUCUUUCCCUCUCUCGGUAGUGACUACGACCCCACAGGACCCGUCGCCACAGAAGGGGCAACGCCAGGUGUCGGGGUGUCUCCGUUGGGUCUCCAAGCAGUCCGCCCUGGAGCCGCGACUGUCGCCUGGCUCGUCCCGCUCAUCGAGUGUGCGCUGUGGAGUCUCUUCAGAUUCUUCGUCCUCUAUCCCCUCUACUGCUGCAACAGCUUGUUUAACUCUCUCUGGUAUCGCGACAUCGCGGACACUGCUGCGGCGCUGCUUCUGCAGGAUGAAGAGACCUCGAGUAGGGAGAGAACGAACCAGUUGUCAGGGAUGAACGGUCCUUCUCGCCGGGUCUCGUCCGCGGAACCUAACGCAUCGCACAGCUGUCCAGAGGCGUCUUGUGUGUUCCGUUUCGCUUCUCCGGGCGACAGAUUCGAGUUCCAUACUCGAGGCGCGGGAGACACACGUGAGGGCGAUGCACCGCCGAUGAGGAGGGAGGAAGCUUGUGAGGGGAGGAGGACGGAGGGGACAGGCGGUCACGGCGUUUCUUCUUUCUGUAGCUCGCUUCAGCUGAAGCGCAGACCCCGGGACCAGGCCUCAUCAUCGGCGAGCUCCGCUUUGCCCACAACCUGGAAAGAGAGGCCGUCGGGGAGCUUCUGUGCACGCUUGUGGACCUUGUGGGUGAGAAGCGGAGACCAGAGAGGGCCGUGGCAGGAGACACAAGGGGCUGUCCCGCUCGAACUUGGUAAGGACGAACCGACGGACUUUGUCGGAGAACAAAGUGCUCUUGAGGCUAGGGAGCGACACACAGACACAGGAGGCAACGGAGCUUCUCGCCUGGGGAAGCUGACUCGCGCUGUCGUCCGGCGAGGCAGUAGGACGUUUGCCUGGUCGUCCUUCUUCAGAGGGAAGUGGCGUUUGUCUUCCCCUCCGCAUCCCUGGGAAGGGAGGAAAGACUCGGACGACGAAGACGGCUUCCCGUCGCUCUUCGGCUUCUUUGCACCCGUGUACGAAUGGUUCUCGCCUGCCGAGAAGCAUGCGUCCUCAGCAGUACCGCCCGUUUCUCCGUCUGCUUUCUACUCGGCUUCGUUCUUCUCUUCGUCGCCCUGUCCUCCAGCGGUCGGCGGGCCUUCCUCGGGAGGCGUCUCCCCCUGUGAGUUUGCUCUGCGCCUGCUCCUGCACUACGUCUGGUGGAUCGGGGCUUCAGUCCUUCUGCCACUCAUUCCGUUUAUCGGCCCCCCCCUGUCCCUCAUCAACCUCUCGUGGCUCUUUGCCUUCUAUUGCUUCGACUGGCACGACUACCUUCCAUACACUUCCUUCUCUUGUGCUUCGGCCGAACAUGUAGACACUUGGAGCGAGGGCGACGACGGGGGAGAAGGUUGUCUGGGCCCUCAGAUCGCGAGAGAAGAACUCAGACUGCGCUCGCUUCCUGAGAACUGCCGGUGCAGCACGCGAGGCGGUCCACGUCGUCGACCCUGCCAACAGGCGUCCUGUUUCCUGGCUUCGAGUUCGAGAGACAGACACGCCCCUGGCGCCUCCAUUUCCGGGAGACGGCUCCUGGGUCUUACCAUCGGCGAGAACGACGCACUGUACUUUUCGUCCUUCUCCUCGCUUUCACCCUUCUCGUCCCACGAUCCCCCCUGCCGGCCCUCUCCCUCGGCGUCGCACCAGGCGCUGUGUGGAGACACAGAGACACUUGGAGACGGCGGAGCCCACAGUGUGGGGUGCAUGGGCAGGGGCCGAGGUCGGACCGCGACUGGCGCCUGGCCCUCUGGGAGCGAAGGAGGAGAAGAGGCCGAGGAAGCCUUUGCGAGACGCGUCAAUGCGUGGAUCAAGAGUCAGCAGAGAUAUCUCAAGAGCACCAAACACGAGGCAAGGCGGGCUCUGUCCCCUCAGAUGAAGAUGCGAAUUCAGCGUCUGGCGGCUCUCUUUGCCACGAAGACCGAGGCCAAACACAUGCGAGAGAAUAAGGAAGAAAACCAAGGGAGAGACGUCUCGAGCCUCGCUUUACCAAGCAGGAGAGGCCUCGCGGAGGGCGCGACCCCGAACGGGCCUGAAACGUUUUCCUGGCAACCGCAAGCAGAGCCUGUACGGCGAGGAGUUUCUUCAGUGUGGGGCGUCUCUCCAGCAUGCAGCUGCUGCACUGCUCCCGCAGCCGCGCCUGUGUUUCCUGCCUUCCCGACGCGGGAGGAUCAGAACUCCCGAGUUCAAGUUCAGGACCGAGAGGGCAGUCGACCGCUUAAGACAGAAGCGGAUGGGAGAAUGGCGAACAGAGAAAACAGACAAGAGAGACGCAUUUUAUUUGUGGGAGAAAUGAGGUCUCGCGUCAAGUACUUCGAAGAGCACUGGCUCUACUUCGCAGGGUUCGGCUUGCCUCUCUGCCUCGUUCAGUUCGUCUGCUCCUCUUUCGUGGACUACGGAGUUCUUUCCAUGCUCUUCCCUGUGUGCAUCGUCACUUCCCUGCAUGCGCUUCCUCUUCGCUGGGUCUCUCGCUCUGAUGAGUCUCUCCUAGGCCCGUACGCCCUCUUUCGGCGCCUACCGAUCUUCGCUCCCAUACAGCUCCUCACGCGAUAUAUGCUCAGGGUGGUGGUCGAUCUUUCCGCUUUGAGGAGCGUAAGGAGUGUGUGUAGCUAUUCUUCUGUAAUUCGCGAUCCAUCCAACGCGAUUCAUGUGCGCGACAGGGACGGGUCGCGGGUUCCCCCUGUGCCUGCCGUUGCGUGUUUCAGCUGGCUGGUCGACCGAGAGGAGUUGGCUGCUGCGUCUGCUGUGCACAAGACGACCUGGAUUCGCCGCGACUUCUCGACUUGGAUUGCGCUUCGUCGUUUUCCUCUCUACCCCCAACAACCAAAUUGUUUUCUUCUCGUCUUUCCUUCCGUCCCUCACUCUCCGUGCAGCUGCAGCCCCGGGGAGCAGACUCGCGUGGACGCCUUCGUGCGCGCGUGGUCUCUUUCUCCCUUCCUCUUCAGUAGUUCAGUUGCUUCCACGUGGUUACUCUUUUGUCAGAGUGUCUCUGUGCUCUUGUCUUAUCUUUUUUGCGCCUCUCCAGUCUUUCCCCGGCUUCCGCUCCUCGCCGGGUCCCUCCCCACUCGGCCCUCGCUCCUCCGCACUGGUGUAAGAAGUCCAAGCUUCGGCGGGAAGUUAGCCUCUGCCCCGACCAGAACCGGUCGAAGCUUGCGUCCAGGGGCUUCUGUGUUGUUUCCUGAAAAGACACCAUUCGACGACGGCCGAGGCCUGCCUCUCCUUUUUUCGCACGACCUCCCUCUCCCUUCGCGAUGGAGCGCGCUUCUCCGCAGGCCUCUGGCGACAAAGGCCCAUCCAGGCGCGCCACGAAAAAUGAGGGCAGCCUCCCAACCUACGCAGCAGAUGCCACAAAGGCCUCCUCUUCGCGCCGGGAGCCGGAAGAAGGCGUCGAGCGGCACGCGCGGCUCGCGAGUUUCAACUUGCACGCAUCCGCUUCUGCGUUCCGGCAUUUGGGCUCGCGCCUGGCUUCGGUUCGCAUGGGCGAGGGCAGCCAUGCGGGUGCACUGCCCGGCCAGCCUAUGGAGGAGGAGAAGGAGGAGCCGGACUCCGACGCAGAAGACGACGACACCCCUGCCUGCGUUCGCGCAUGCUUCAAAGGCCUCAAAUCGUUCUUCCCCGACCCCGACCCUUUCUACUGGUUUGCUCUCGCUCUCAUUGCAUGCCUCAUCGUCGUCCUCCUUGGUUUCGGAGACGGCACCAGUGCAGAACAAGAACAGUACAGCCUCGGCGUGGCUUCCCCGGGAUGGAACCCUGGAGACAGUGCCCACGCGACCACCAAGCCACCCGAAAUUUUGGGUGGUCAUUCUCGGCGUCCUGAACUUUGUCUGCUACGAAAUGCAAAGCGCCACUGCGUUCACUUCGACCAUCGAUCCCGACAUCUUCUACGUCAUCUGGAGUAUCUUCUGCUACAUUCUUUGGCUUAACAACUCUGAACGAACGAAUCUGGUUCUGGUGGCGAACAAGACGGCGGAAGUCCAGCCACUCAUGUUUCUUCGCUUUUUCGGAAAAGACCUUAGCUUCCCGGCCUCAUCGCUCCAGAUCAUUUAUCUCUGCAACAUCGUCAUGAUCAUUCUGACCUGCCGCCGCCUCCUGCGCUCUCUCAUGAUCUUCGUCUUCGAGCUUGGCUUCCUCAUGAACAUGAAUGGGCAAGCAAUUGCGUACCUCACUCGAUAUUCUCGGCUGCGAAAAUUCAAUAUCAAAUGGUGUACCUUUGCAGCCCAGCCUGCAGACACAGAUUCGGACUACACAUACACAAGCAAAUUUGCUUCGCGAUUUGGGAGCAUGGCUGACAGCUGUGCCGCCACAGAUCCAGACUCCCCCGCCCAGGCUCCGGGGCCCCAGAGGGCCGCGCCGGUCGCGCCGGGGGCCAACUGGCCCGAGCACGACGGGGGGCGCCCGGGGCAGCGAAAUGUUGGCGAAGCGCUGGACGAAGACGCCUUUGAGAAAAUCAGACAGCUUCAGGAGGUGGCCAAAAAGGCCCCGAGAGAACACCUGCCGGCGGCGCGGUUGGGCCUGCAACGCUCGCGCGAGUCUCUCCGCGAAGGGAAGACGUUCUUGAGGGCCACAACUCAGUGCAGAGACCAGAGGUUACGAAAACUUCGCCUUCGGCACGCAGCGAUGGAGAAGCGCCUCCAGGACGAAUUCGGCACUGCCAAUCUCCCUCGACAACUGCAUCCCAAGUACAUUGAGAAAUCAAAGACGUCGAAAAUCCGGAACUGGCUGCUGAUUCACUACGUUUACGACUACCCACCGGCCCUCUUCAUUCGAUCCGAGCGCAUUGAGUUGGUCCACAAACCGGUCGCGAAGCAAGUCGCCGAUCUCCUUUUCAAAGAAAUCGUUCGAGACCAGUCGGAACUCGAAGCUGGCAAACACCCCGUCGUCUCUCACGUCCCCCUCGCCCCGCCCACAGGGCCAGAAAACCCAAACUCCGACGGUGCAGACGCAAACCUCAAAGACGCCGCGGAUGCCCAGAUUGGCCAGUCGGCCGACAUGCAAGCGCUGGUUUCGGCGCUGCCUCCUGCUGUGGCCCAGACGCUCACUACGGGACUCGGAGGAGUCCCUGCGGCCCCGGCGUUGGGCGAGGUGGAGGCCGACGGCGAAGAGCCAGGUCCCCAGUCGCCUUCGCCCUCGACAGGCGCGCCUGCAACCCCCCCACCGGCGUCGCCGCCCUCGGCGGGGCUUGAGGCUCCUACCCCCUUAGAGGCGAAGCCUGCACCAGUGAAGGUUCCCGGCGAACCGGCUGCUGUGAGAGAGGCAUGCGCGUCCACACCUGCUUCUGCGCCGACUGAAGAGUCGCACGAGCCAGCAGGAGACCGGAAAGCUUUGCGCAUUCCCCUGCUGAAGUCCAAUUCUCUGACGCCACCCGCGCCGCUUCUCGCGGGCCAGAGAGAGGCCCCGCGUUUCCACCCCGGCGCGGCUCCAGAGACGAGGAAACUCGAACCUCCAGCCCGAGGCGCGAGCGCUGCCUUUUCGCUGUUGCAGGCGCAAGACUCGGAAGAGUUCGAACCUCUCGAAGGAAACUUCGACUUCCAUGUGCUGGACAAGCAAACCGCGAGUCUUCCCGAACAUCUUCGCACCAAGCACUUUGAAACGCAGACGCCGUUCUCGAUCUCCGUUAGCCCUGAUCAAGCCGACGUUGCUGCUCACCUGAACCGCGAAGCUGCUGCACGACCACCCGAGACUCACCCUCAAAACCAGGUGCAGGGGGACCAGGACGGGGACCCUUCCCACACGCGGUUGGAAGUUGGUUCGCCGCCGGCUGUGACAGAACGUCGACCUCCGUUUUCUUCGUUCGGUGCGCUUUUCUCUUCCUCACCUUCGCACGCGCGCGCGUUUGAGGGCGACCCGUCUCUCGCAGGGCCGUCGGCAACGUGCGUUUCUGUCGACUCCCCUCGUUCUGUCUCUGAAUCGACUGCGUCGCGGGUGAUGAAGGAAGACUUCGCAGAAACUCGAGGCUCCUCGCGCCCCUCUCUCGCCCACGCAAACCCCACCGCUGGCAUCGCGGGGCGCCCCCUGUGGGCUGGGGAGACGGGCAGGCGUGCCAGGAAGAUCCGGAAACCUGCGCCUGCAAGCGACAGCGAGGGCGAGUGUCGCCGCAUCGUCUGGGGAAGGACCAGCGAGGCGAUCCUGUCAGGCUCUGACGCGGAGGCCGCCUGUAGCGGGGACGAGUCGAGCGACACUGCGAGCAAGCAGGAGUACAAGUGGCUCCAGGAAGGUCCCUGGAGAACGAGGAAGUCAUGGGCGGGAACAUUCGGCAGCAUCGCUCGGUUCUCCCAGUCUGAGGACAGCAGCGAAGCGAGCCGAGAGUCGGACGAAGAGAAAAAGGCGGCGGAGCUGCUCAUGCGCCCGUACCUUUUUCAGGAGCGCGUGAGGGCCUGCGAACGGCGGGAGCCCCUCGCGGACCGUUCGUCGGAAGCAGAGGCCGCGCCAGGUCCAGGCCUCCUUCCGCGGGCGCCGCCGCGCUGCGUGGUCAGGCACCGCACUGUCGAUCUCGCCGAAGAUUCCUGGGACGAGGAUCUUGCCCCGGGGCGAGAGGGGAGACGCGGAGACGUAGAGCUGGUCCCCAGGGAGAGAAGAAGCGAAACAGAUUUGAACAGGCAACAGACCGAAAGAAAACCUUCCUCUCGGAUGGCUUACAGACCCUCUGCGUUCCAUGGAUUCGAACUGCCCGCGCUCUUCGGCUCUGGCACGGUUGCGGCUGCGGACCCCAGCGAGAAGGCGCCGCAGCCAGGACUCGAGGCGCCUCGCACUGCCCAACUCGACCCCCCAGAAGACCCCCAGAGGGCCCCGAACGGGGGUGACGCAGCGACCGCUAGCUGGGCUCCAGAGGCUCUGCCUGCGUGGGCGCCAGUCCCCGCGUCCCCUGCCGCGCCUGCGAAUCCAGGCAACUUCCUGUCUCCCAAUGCCACGAUGGAGAGCGACUUCAUGAAGCCGCGCGGGCGGGCAAACGCAGUUUUGUGUUUGACUGGACUCGAAUUUGGGCCUUCAGAGGAGGAGGAAGAAGAAUUGGCUGUCAAGAGAGAAUACAUCGACUUGUUUUUGAAGCCUGAAGAGGCCGACGAACUGAUGAAAGACGUUGACCUAUCAGGGCAUGGCAAAUUCAACGACGCGAUGUUCAGGCGAGCGGUUGUCAUUCUCUACUCGAUGCGAAAGAAGUUACUCAAAUCCCUCAAGAGCCAAGCGAGUAUUGCUUCGACAGUCAGUCGAAUGAUUUCGGUUCUUCUCUGGGUCAUCUCCUUCAUCAUUUUGCUUCUCGUCCUCGGAGUCGACAUCAACACCGUCAUUGUUUCCGGCGCCGCCUGUCUCUCCGCAAUUAUCGUUGCUCUGAGCUACUUCUACCAAAACUUUGUGACAGCCGUACUGUUCAUUGCCGUCUCGAAUCCAUUCAACGUAGGAGACCGCGUUCGGAUCGACGGCGGAGAAAUUCUCUACGUUCGAAAGAUUCGCACCUACACGAGUGAAUUCGAAACUGUGCAUGGGCGCCCUGUGUUCUACAGCAACGCCGUGUUGUUCAAUCGCGUUAUCACCAACGAGUCGCGAUCGAAGAAUUCAUGUUUUGAGAUUCCUCUCGUUCUCGACAUUCGAACCCCCGAGAGCGCUAUUCGACAGCUGCAGGCGGCGAUGCAGCGUUACUUGGAGAGUCGCAGCCUCGAGUUCGUCAAAGACACCUUCCGACUAUUUGUCACGAGCGUCCAGCCCGGUCGACAAAUCGAUGUGUCUCUGUGGAUGACGUGCGUCGAAGGCUGGGGAAACGUCCUGAAGGUCUUGCGGACGCGCACAGAAGUCUACUUUUAUCUUUUGAAACAACUCGCGCGGCUCCACAUUUCCUUCCAACUGCCUCUCCAGCCCAUCCACUUCCCUUCGACCUCCGGGGCCUCCCUUCAGACUGCAGGCAGUGGAAACCCAGCAGCCGGCAGGCUCACGCCUGCUUCUCCGCAAGAAAGAAAAGUCGUCAGUGCCGCAGCGGCAACUCAGCAGUUUCAGAAUGCUACCGCGCACGGCCAGUCGCUGCCGGCGGCUCUGGCCCCGCAUGCGUGGGGCGACGUGUGUCUCCAGCCAGAAGUGUCUCCUUUCUGGUCGUCUCCCUUGGUCGGCGAAGGGUCGCCUGGAGCCGAAUGCACGCGCUUCGGUUUUCUUCCUUCUUCCGCGCAGCUCGGAGGCGACGAGGCUGUGAGCAGCAGCGGGCGGCGGCAUUUCUGGGAACGGCCUGGGGCGCUGGCCUCGGGCGUCUGCGCCUCCGCGAGCUGCGCUGGGCUCCAAGGAGACAGAGGAGCGCGUUGUGGCGAGACAGGGCGGCGCGAGGCGAGUCCGCUCGACAGGGGGGCGCGGCUGUGGAACUCUGGGUCGGUGGCCGCGGGCACACGCAAAAAGCUCGUGGAGAGGAGAAAGGGCACGACUCCUGCCGUCUCCGUUUCCUUCCGAGAGGACCGCGAGACAGACGUAGCUCUUGGCGCCGACUGCGGCGAAGAAGACUCGCCCCCGGUGCCGAAACAGCGUGUAAGGGUGAGUGGAGUGCUGCGAGCGCGACGGGGAGACACGGAAAACAUGAGGCGUCGAGGCCGGCGGCAGGAGCGCGAGCUUCGCCUUUCUUUGAAGGCCUCUGAGUCCUCGGACCGAGGGAGUUGUCGGGAUCGCGAGCGACAGGCUCUCCUUUUUCAAGGCGAACAACAAGGCAGCGCAACCUGGGUCUGUACUGCCUCGAGAAAUCGCGAGACAGAGGAGAAGAAGAGUCCUGGCCUCAGCGAGAGACGCUUCUCUCAGCUGUCCAGCCGGGACUGAGGGAUAGAAAAAAGCGGCCGCAGAGGGGAGAGAAAAAAGAGGUGCAGAGGGCGACGUUCGUUUUCCGGUUUCCUGAUCGAGACCACACAGCGGGAACAAGCUGGUAAAGCAAAGAGUGAAAAAAGGACGAGGGACAAAGAAUCACCAGGCGUGUGUGUGCCCUUGAGCCUUGCGACUUCUGAGGCCUUGGCCGCCUCAAAAUUUUCCAAGUUUCAACAGCUUUUUUUGCCGUCGCAGCACGGCGUCUUGACGACGAGGAAACCGGCUGUCGACGUGAAGACAGUUCAGAGAAAAAAAAGGUUUUUUUUUGUUGGGCACGCACCGAUUCGAUGAAAUCGGUCAGAUGUUUUUUCCUGAACAGCAGCUUGUGACACUCUUUGUGCCCAUGCUCGAAGUAGUUAAGGUGCAUGGAGUGCGUAUUCUUGUCAAUGCCUACGUGCUUAUACAUGUAAAAGUAUCUCCUAUACAUCGGUUCACUGGGAUGUCCAGGCUCGUGAAUGUGGAGACCUACUCAUACAUGUAUAUAUAUAUAUAUAUAUAUAUAUAUAUAUAUAUAUAUAUAUAUAUAUGCAUGUAAUCAGAUGUGUGUUUUUUGUAGAUGUGUAGCGAUGAUGCAUGGAAUCACGCAGGGAGUUCCUGCAUUCAGUUUUGUUCCAGAGGAGCAAAUUGUGCGUCACUGAGUGAUCGCGUUUGGCGACUGGAAGAGGCGCGUGUGUCACUGAAUUGACUGCGCCCCAUUUUGAGGAGCCUGAGUCGACUUGCGUUUGAAUUUCCGUCCUGCAUGCGCAGCCUUUUCGGGGAACAGAAGCAUUUGUGCCCUCAAAACCGCUCUGUAUCGAUCCCAC